This is a messenger RNA of Tupaia belangeri chinensis (Chinese tree shrew), 2921 nucleotides long. RefSeq names its product methyl-CpG binding domain protein 1 (gene MBD1). Gene Ontology annotation, biological process: negative regulation of transcription by RNA polymerase II; DNA methylation-dependent constitutive heterochromatin formation. The transcript has 18 exons. Gene Ontology annotation, cellular component: nucleus. Lineage: Eukaryota; Metazoa; Chordata; Mammalia; Scandentia; Tupaiidae. Gene Ontology annotation, molecular function: zinc ion binding; methyl-CpG binding. The coding region runs from base 265 to 2310 and encodes 681 amino acids. The record is from RefSeq and is a predicted model, not a curated record.
GGGCACGCUCUGUCGAGGCAUUAACGCGCAGGUGUCUCGCCGGGGGUGGAACCCAAAGGCAGGCAGCGGAUAUCCGGUUCCUGGAGCAACGAACGGCCGCGGAGGCGACAGCUAACGCUUCGGAGGAGGCGGCUGCGGAGGAGGAAGAAGAGUAGGGCAAGGCGGGAGGUGCAGGCCGGACCCUCACCAUGGGUGUCUUGGCCUAGAGCAGCGGAAGCUACCGGCCUGGUGCCAAGCUGGCUACUGUUCCUUCCUGUGGCCUCCAUGGCUGAGGACUGGCUGGACUGCCCAGCCCUGGGCCCUGGCUGGAAGCGCCGUGAGGUCUUUCGCAAGUCAGGGGCCACCUGUGGACGCUCAGACACCUAUUACCAGAGCCCCACAGGAGACAGGAUCCGAAGCAAAGUUGAGCUGACCCGAUACCUGGGCCCCUCAUGUGACCUUACUCUCUUUGACUUCAAACAAGGCAUCUUGUGCUAUCCAUCCCCCAAGGCCCCUACCUUGUCUGUCCCCAGCAAGAAAGGAAAGAAGACUUCAAGGCCGGUCAAGGCUCAGAAACAUCAGAUUGGACCUCAGAAGAGUGAGGUCAGAAAAGAGACCUCAGGAAAUGAGACCAGUGCUAAUACUGACACAGUCCCAGCUUCAUUCCCUGCACCUGGGUGCUGUGAGAACUGUGGAAUCAGCUUCUCAGGGGAUGGUACCCGAAGGCAACGGCUCAAGACAUUGUGCAAGGAUUGCCGAGCACAGAGAAUUGCCUUCAACAGAGAACAGCGGAUGUUUAAGCGUGUGGGCUGCGGGGAGUGUACAGCCUGCCAGGUAACUGAAGACUGCGGGGCCUGCUCCACCUGCCUCCUGCAGCUGCCCCAUGAUGUGGCCUCGGGGUUGUUCUGCAAGUGUGAGCAGAGACGCUGCCUCCGGAUUGUGGAAAGGAGCCGAGGGUGUGGAGUAUGUCGGGGCUGUCAGACCCAAGAGGACUGUGGCCGUUGCCGAGUCUGCCUUCGCCCUCCCCGCCCUGGUCUCAGGCGUCAGUGGAGGUGCGUCCAGCGACGCUGCCUACGGCACCUUGCCCGCCGCCUGUGUCGUCGCCAUCAGCGAUGUCAACGACGCCCUCCCCUGGCUGUGGCUCCCCCCGUUAGUAAACGUAGCCGCCACAGAGGAGGCUGUGACUCCAAGAUGGUUGCCCGGCGACGCUCCCGAGCCCAGCCACUGCCUCCACUUCCCCCAGCAGAGCCCCCAGAACCCACAGAGCUGCACCCCAGAGCCCUGGUCCCCUCGCCACCUGCCGAGUUCAUCUAUUACUGUGUAGACGAGGACGAGCUACAGCCCUACGCGAACCGCCGGCAGAACCGCAAGUGCGGGGCCUGUGCAGCCUGCCUACGGCGGGCGGACUGUGGCCGCUGCGACUUCUGCUGCGACAAGCCCAAAUUCGGGGGCAGCAACCAGAAGCGCCAGAAGUGUCGUUGGCGCCAAUGCCUGCAGUUUGCCAUGUCGCGGCUGCUGCCCAGUGUCUGGUCAGGGUCUGAGGACGGGGUAGCAUCACCUCCAGCUUAUCCUCGUCGAAAGAGGCCUGGCUCUGCUCGACAGCCCCAUCUGGGACCCACCACGAAGCCCCUCUUGGCUACGCACAGAACUCGACCAGGCCAUGCCCAGGCUCCAAUGAAGCAGGAAGCAGGUGGUGGUUUUGUGCUGCCCCCGCCUGGCACCGACCUUGUGUUUUUACGGGAGGGGGCAAGUAGUCCUGUGCAGGUGCCAGGCCCUGCCACAUCUUCCACAGAAACCCUGUGUCAGGAAGCCCAGUGCUCUGGCCUGACCUGGGUUGUGGCCUUACCCCAGGUGAAGCAAGAGAAGGCUGAUGCCCAGGAAGAGUGGACAUCAGGCACAGCUGUCCUGACUUCUCCUGUAUUACUGCCUGGCUGCCCUAACAAGGCAGGAGACCUAGGCCUGCGGCCUGUGAAGCAAGAGCCACCUGACCCUGAGGAGGACAAAGAUGAGGAGAACAAGAAUGACUCUGCCUCUGAAUUGGCCCCAGAGGAGGAGGCAGGAGGGGCUGGCACACCUGUGAUCACGGAGAUUUUCAGCCUUGGUGGAACCCGCUUCCGGGAUACAGCAGUCUGGUUGCCAAGUCUGCAGGGCAGGCAGUCGGAAAAGGAAGAUGGAUGCAAAGUGUGGGAGACCAAGGACGCGUCGGAGCCCGCGAGCACGAGCUGGAGCUCACGAGGAUGGCCUGGAACCCGUGUCAGCCUCUCACCAUCUCCAGCUUCGAUGAUGUGGGUGUCCUGCAGAAGAAGCUGGUGCCCUUCUUCACAGAGUUAAAUGUGCACCUGGCCCAGGAACUAGAGAAGCUGACAGCAGAUCCUGGGGGAGGUGGAGCAGCUGCAGGCCUGGCUGCAGGCCUGACUGCUGCCCCACAUCAACGAGGUGAGCCAGCAGAUAAAUGACAACAUGCGUGAACUGCAGCAGCACCUGGUGCCCCUGCACCAACCUUCCAAGUGUAAAAACAGUAUGUUCCUGCUUCACUUCUGCCCUUCCGUUACCAGGCAGAAUGUCUCUUCUGACCCAUCCUAACCAGAAGCAUACAGAAAGGGAGUUCUGAGAAACAUAAUCUAGCCAAGGUGACACAUUACAAAGCCGCCCUUUCAUGAAUUGGCUCCCAAGGGUCUCACUACUCACCAGAGGAUAACUUGGUAAAACUACAUUGCUGAGAAUGCAAAGCUGAAGACCAUGGAUUUCAUGGUGAUCCAAGCAAGUAACAGAAAUUCUGUCGAGCCCACCCAGAGAAAAUUUGCUGUUCUUGGCUAUUUUUGUGUCAUUGAAGUAUUGAAAACCUGGCCCAUGGUAGGCACUGUACUUAAUACUGGGAUACAGAAAUUAAAAAGAUUAUGGUCCAUGCAGUUUUUAUUAAAUGCAUCAAUAUGUAUUACAAA